AUGGCUGAACCUAAGGACAUGAUCCCUUCUUUGUCCGAAAUCCAGUGCAAGAUCUGUGUGGAAAUCCUGAUUGAGCCGGUAACACUGCCUUGUAAUCACACGGUCUGUAAGGCAUGCUUCCAGUCGAUUAUUGAAAAGUCAAAUUUAUGCUGUCCUUUCUGUCGCCGCUGGAUCUCUUCAUGGGCCCGGUACCAUACCCCAAGAAAUUCUCUUGUCAAUAUGGAACUGUGGGAGAAAAUUCAAAAACACUAUCCAAAGGAAUGUAAACUUAGAAUCUCUGGGCAAGAAUCAGAAGAAUCCAUUGAUGACUUUCAGCCAGUUCGUCAGUUAAGUGAACCAGACGAAUUGAGAAGAGAAUAUGAAGAGGAGCUAAGCAAAGUGGAGUCAGAGCGAAGAGCCAAUGAGGAAAAAGAAAACAAAGCCAGUGAAGAAUACAUACAGAAAUUAUUGGCAGAGGAGGAAGAAGAGGAAAAAAGACAGGAAGAGAAAAGGAGAAGAGACAUGGAAGAACAACUCAAAAGUGAUGAAGAACUGGCAAGAAAUAUAAGCAUUAAUAUUAACAAUACCUGUGAAGACAGUGUCUUGGCUUCUCCUGGGAGUUCCAGAAAAUCUGAUCCAGUCACAACCAAGUCACAAAAGAAAAGAAAAAACAAAGAAAUUGAUACUGGAGAUAUUCAGGAGUAUGUGUCACCUAAAUCUCAGUUUGAGUCAGCAUCACAGUCUGAAGAACAAGAAGGCAGAAAAAACUCCAUGUUUAAGGAAACUGACAGUAGUGAUAUAAAGAGCCCUAGGUGGAAAGACACAGAAAUUGAAGAAGAUAUGCCAACACUUUCUUCUCAAAUAUGCCUUGAAAUUCAAGAACAAGGAGCAAAGUCUUCAAUAGAGUCAACUAUGCCUCAGUUAUGUACAGAUGAUACAGAAAGAUGCCUUGAAGGAAAAGUCAAAAUGAGACCAAGCACGCAUGACAAAGAGUCAUGUGUCAUAAGUCAUGAGGGACCUAAAGCCAGAGUUUCCUAUUCAAGAGAAUCUGCAGUUAAGACUUUUGGCAAAACAGAGAGUGGGUGCACUAAGUCAGGUAUGACACAGAUCAGAAAUGAAGAGUCUCACCUAAUGAUAAGUAAUGAAGGUAUUUCCAAAAGAAAAAAACAGGAAUCUUUGUUUGAAACCAUUGGGGAUCCAUGCUUUUCUGCAAAAAGAGGAAACACAUUCCCCAAAUCUUCCUCAGGCCAAGAGGAAGCAGAAGACCCCUUCACCCCAAAACUGUUACACUUGGAACAUCUAUUUUUUGAAAGACGUAAACAAGAAGAACAAGAUAGGUUAUUAGCAUUAGAGCUUCAGAAAGAGGUGGAUAAAGAAAUGAAGCCAAGCCAGAAAAAGGGAUCUGGAAGUGAGUAUCAGUUACAUGCUACAUUCCCAUUUCCAGAGAGAAUAAGUGGGGAGAGGAAGAAUUCCAAAGAUAGCAACUCCAAAAGACAAACUGAUACAGAACAUUCAAAAUCUCAGAGGGGCUCAAAAAAUUAAAAUUGGCAACCUUUUUUUAACAUCCAGUUGUAGCAUUCAGUUAAUGUUAAUAAAAUGGCAAAUUCUAGUAGAGAUUAUUGUAAUAUAUCUAAAAGUACUCAUUCCUUACAGCCUAGUAAGGCACCACAGAAAAGUAUUUUUCAUAUGUUUCAGAAAUACCCAAAGUAA
This is a messenger RNA of Rhinolophus ferrumequinum (greater horseshoe bat), 1689 nucleotides long. Its product is annotated as E3 ubiquitin-protein ligase RNF168-like. Gene Ontology annotation, cellular component: nucleus; site of double-strand break. Gene Ontology annotation, molecular function: nucleosome binding; ubiquitin-protein transferase activity. Lineage: Eukaryota; Metazoa; Chordata; Mammalia; Chiroptera; Rhinolophidae. The record is from RefSeq and is a predicted model, not a curated record. Gene Ontology annotation, biological process: protein ubiquitination; double-strand break repair.